CACGCAACAUCCCGUGACACCGCCCACCAGGCGCCAGGCGGCUGAGUGAGCCACCGAAAUGAGAUAGCUGGAAACCGCGGUUGAAGCGUAUAGGUACGGGUAAGGAAGGCAUUUUGCAGUACUACCUUUUUACCAAAACAGUCCCGGAAGAGGAGCCGCGUUGUCUCCGCCCCGCUGCCGUCUCCUGCUCCUCCUCCUCGUCGGUACCCUGAGCUCAGUCAGAGAGUGUCAUCUGUCAAAGAGAGAUUUGAAACGAGGAGAAAGUGAGCCGGCGCGGAGAGGGACAGCGGACCGGCUUCUUGGGCUGCAACUCCUGUUCCUUCUGUUAAUGCCACAAUGGAGUUGGUUUCCCAGCUGGUCCGGCUGCUCCGGGAUUUACAAGACCCACACAAAGUGGCCCGCUUCCAGCAGCUUUGCGGAGUGAGAGGAUCAUUCGCAGGGCAGCCCAGCCUUUCUAAUGGGAGCUGCCCCCGCCAGCCCCACCAGGAGCGAACAGACGAAGCCGACGGGCUCCGCGGCAGGAUAGUCGAAAGCCACUCGCCCCAGGUGAACGGGACGGAUCGAGAAACGUCCGCGAUUAGGCAAGAGGACAGCAGCGAUCUUGCGAAGCAGAAGCCACGGCGCCGAAACUCGCUGACCGGUGAAGGUGGCCAGGAGUUCGUCAUCGACAAUGCUUUUCUGUACUAUCUGUUCACCUUCGGGACAGAGCUGGGCAAUGAGCUCUUCUACAUCACUUUCUUUCCGUUCUUCAUGUGGAACAUCGACGCCUACGUGAGCCGGCGCCUCAUUGUCAUCUGGGUGUGGGUCAUGUACCUGGGACAGUGCACCAAGGACAUCAUCCGCUGGUCUCGACCGCCGUCUCCGCCAGUGGUCAAGGUGGAAAUGUUCUACAACUCUGAAUACAGCAUGCCAUCCACUCACGCCAUGUCAGGCACUGCCAUCCCAUUUUCACUCUUCCUCCUCACGUACGGGAGGUGGCAGUAUCCCUUCAUUUUUGGACUACUUUUGGCAUUGUGCUGGUGCUUCUUGGUCUGUACAAGCCGGAUCUACAUGGGAAUGCACUCUAUCCUGGAUGUUAUUGCCGGGUUCCUGUAUAGCAUUCUUAUAAUGGUGAUUUUUCAGCCAGCACUGGAAAUCAUUGAUAACUUCAACUUGACCUGUACCUAUGCUCCUCUUAUCAUUAUCAGCCUGCACUUGGCUAUGGGGCUUUUCUCAUUCACACUGGACACUUGGAGCACAUCAAGAGGGGACACUGCAGAAAUUUUGGGCACAGGGGCUGGCAUUGCUUGCGCUUCCAAUCUAAACUACAUGCUGGGACUGAUGCCUGACCCUCCUGUGUCCCUGCUGCCGUUAGCAGUGCCAGCCAUCACUACAGGUCUGGUUGUCAAGUGUGGCACACGUUUUCUACUGGGAGUUGUCAUACUUCUGGUCACCAGGGCGAUCAUGAAGGCCAUCACCAUUCCACUGGCAUGUCGAAUCUUCCACAUCCCCUGUGAUGACAUCCGAAAAGCUCGUCAGCGCAUGGAAGUAGAACUGCCCUACCGGUAUAUUACUUAUGGCACAGUGGGCUUCACUGCUCUUUUUGUGGUGCCCGUUAUCUUCAGGGUUCUAAAUUUGUCUUGAUGUCUGUGGAGACCCUUUUGUCCCUCAUUUCACACUUGAAAUGCAGCUGAGACAAUUACCUGAGCACUCAGCUGGUGUUUAGUGAACUAAAGCCACUACUAAGGCCUGCAGAAUUGAUAAUUUGGUUUGCUCUUCUUUUUAAGGCAGUAUAAGCACCAGCCUAAUGAAAUAUACACAGCAUAUUGCUUAGAAAGCAGAUCUUAAGUUUCCAGCCAGCCUGCUUGCUAACAUUUAAAAAUUAAGUCUUCGGUUGACACCCGAGACAGGGAAUCAAUCUGCAUCUUGAUAAACAGAAGCUGCGUCCGUCAGCUGCUUCAUUUUGUGCCUUUUCGUUAGCAACUAUUACUGAAUUAAAGCCGCCGAGUGUGAGCAGACUAUGCUGGGUUUCAGGCAGAAACCCAAUUAGCACAUCAUUUUUUCCUGUUGCAGCAUACAGCACCUCUGACAGGCUCCAAUGGUACGAUUCAGGGUUCACCAAAGACUGAUCAGUAAGUAGCCCUCCUCCCAACACCAUCUUUUUCCAUUUUUGGAGGUUUCUCUGUUUUUAAACUGUGGUUAUGACAAAAAAAAAGGCCAAAGUCUUCUGAUGUAUAUAGAGUCAUUUAAGCUCGCACUCUGAAAAGCUUUGGUUUUCCCUAAACUACAUAUGAAAAAAAUCAAGGAAAUCCAUGGUCUUUUUAAACUUUAUGGGGCUAAUACCGGAAUAAAUAAAGCCAUGGUGAGAUGAACAAUGGAAGCAAUCAAUGCAAUUCUAAAUUUAUACUUUGUGUUUUAGCCCUGCAUGUAAAAAGCAGGUGAGUAAGACAACACGUUUGAUGACUUUCCUUAGUUUCAUGGGUUUGUCUGCUGCGAAUCCUAAUGUCCAUCAGGGUCGGCUUACUGUCUGUAUAUGAUGUGCAUGGAUAUCCUGAAAUUGAGUUGCCAGGCUCAAUGAUUCUUCCUGCAUCUGGAAGUAAAGCAGGGUCAGAAGCUGGAGCCCAAAAUGGAUUAUAUAAAAGCACACUUGCGAUGAGAUCACCCCUUCAAUUAUUUAUGGAAAAAAAAACAUUGUACCCACUGCUGACAACCAUCCCUGCAUUCUUUCAGCCUUUUUCUGAAGAUUAAAUUAUCUAUAGGAGGACCACAUACCAGAGACAUUUGUUUUGGGGGAGGGGGGGUUUGGGGGGCUUGUUGAAGCUUUACCUGCUUGUAAGAGCUGUACUGUCUAGAUUAACCAUUAGCAGUCAUGCAUUGAAACGGUACAUACAGUUUGUUUUCAACAGAAAAAAAAAAACUAUUUUAAUGUGUUAAUCUUUCCAGGCACACAUAAUUGUUUUCUACUUGGAAUGUAAUAAGUCUUUAACCACUAAUGCCGUGGAGGCAUCUUCUGUUCUUUGUUUUAAUGUAUGUUCCAUAUUAUGUACUGUAUAUGUUGCCAUGCACUUAAUACUCAGUGCUAACUGAUUUCAUAAACUGUGGAAAACCUGAAAGAAAAGAAUAGAAGCCACAGAAGUGUACCAGA
Messenger RNA from Polypterus senegalus (gray bichir), 3124 nucleotides. It is a transcript of the gene sgpp1, whose product is annotated as sphingosine-1-phosphate phosphatase 1. Gene Ontology annotation, biological process: sphingosine metabolic process; phospholipid dephosphorylation. Gene Ontology annotation, molecular function: sphingosine-1-phosphate phosphatase activity. Bases 337 to 1623 code for a protein of 428 amino acids. Gene Ontology annotation, cellular component: endoplasmic reticulum membrane. Lineage: Eukaryota; Metazoa; Chordata; Cladistia; Polypteriformes; Polypteridae. The record is from RefSeq and is a predicted model, not a curated record. The transcript has 3 exons.